CCAAACACCGCGUCGCGAAUCAGUGCAUUUUAUAUUUAAUUCACCAAACACUCACCAAACUUGUGGACCACAUCAAUUAACAAGUGCAGGACUAUAUUAUUUGGUAUAAUGACGUCACGUUUCUGGAAUAACUGGACAAAAGACGAGUCGGAUGUGCAAUCGGCGAUUUAUCAUCACCACGAGGACGAGAGUUGGUCCAAGAUCCAGAGGAAUGGUAAAUCACACGGCAAUGUAAUAAAAGUUAAUCAUGAAUUUGGCUCUUGGGGGUCUGAUGAUGUUGAGAGAAACGACACGACCCGGAGACAGUCUAAAGGCAGUGGCUCAAUGACAGAUGACAAUGACAGAGUCAUUGGUGCGAGACUGAUGAACGGUAAGUCAAGUGCAAGCAACGGUUCAGGAAAACAGGUCAAUUGUGCGGAUGAUUUGUCAGGGAUGGAGGAUUGCAAUGAUUUAGCGAGAUAUCAGCCAUUUGGCGAGAGACCGAAUGAAAAGAGGGAAAGAAAAACAAGUGGAGUCAAAAGAUUUACCAGCAAGAUUGAGAAUUCCGAGUACAAAGGUAUCAUUGAGAGUGAGUCGAUGAAUCGGAGGCAUUCAAAGCAGGAGAAUCCCUUUUUGCUGAAGGAUGAGAGGAUAAAUGGUAAUUUCAAGAGCAGAAGGUCGUCUGGUACAGAAAAUGAGAGUAUGUUCUUGGGUUUGGCUGGUAAAGGACACAGAGAGGAUCCCCAUUCCCAAAGAUCAUCGAGAUACACUGAGGAUUCACCGGAUCGUGAAGUCGAGAAUACAUUGAAAGAUCUCAAUGGCAGAUGUAUGACAAAUGAUUGCCGAAAGGAUUCUGAUUUUGAGGUGCAGUUUUCCAUGUACGAGAGAGUACCUAAAGGAACGCUUAAGGACAGUGAUCUAGUCAGAAAAAGCCGGAAGAAUUCGGUGGAUGAUGAGAGGAGCAGAAAGAGCUCAUUCGAGUAUCAUUACAGGAGUGCUGAUGCUGAUGACAAGCAUUUUCAAUCACCACCAUCAUCACCAACCAAGCGAGAGUCUUUCUACGACAGAGAUACCGCUGAUAAUUCAUCAUACCGAGGUGCUAACAGAGAUCAUCACACGAGAAAUGAAUCGUGUGAACGCGACAGUGAAUAUGUGAGGGGCAAAUGUGAUGUUAAGAUGCUCAAUCGACACUCGAGACCGCUAACACCACCUACAACACUCGUUGAUCACGAGGCCAGUAAUAAUUAUAUGAUAAAUUCACGUGUCUUUUCCACGAAAGAUCCCUACGAUGAUUUUAUCAGAAAUAAAAACAGGAAUAAAUCACACCGCGAUUCCCGCGAUUCCCGCGAUUUGUCGUGGAUUGAUAGAGAAUUGUCAUGCUAUUCGGACGACCAGUCACCAGAACCUGAGUCCAGCAAGGGAUUUAGUGACAAUCGUAGGGCAAAUCGAAACGGUGAUUUCUCCACAAUCGAGAGAAAUGGAACGACUGUGAUCCGAAUUAGGGCGAGCUCCAGGAGUCCUGUCACCCGAGAUGAGAAGACAUUCGAUCAUCGAUUGGCGCGAGAUGAUUCAGAUAAAAUACCCAGGCAAUUCAUCGGGGAUGACGAGGACUCUGACGACUACGAGGAUUUUUUCAACAAUCGGAAGAGAGAGUCACAUCAUCCUCGUCAUCAUGAUUCGACCGUGCAAAUAACAGACCUUGAGGAUGGCCAGCCGUGUUUACUGUGCGGCGAGACUUGUCCUGGUUUUUCACCGCAUAACUGGCGGAAAAAUUGCACGAGCUGUAAAUGUCCAAAGGAAGCCCACGAUGUGUGUCACGAGGAGUGGGUGUCGGUACGGGCACGUUUGGGCCUCAAAGGCGAUGGGACGAACAAUUACGUUGGCUUCGAACCACGUGAAAGGGGACUGGCAUGGGCACCACCAGGUCUACCACCAAACAAGGUGGAGGAGUACUUCUCAAUGUUACCAGAAAUAUCAGUACCGAGACUUGGUACUCAGGGGGAGCGUCACAGGGAUCGCCAGUUGUCGACCCAAUUACCAAAACAGGAUUUAGCAAGGGCAUACUGCAGACACCUGGAUCCUCAGCAUUCAGCAAGUGCUGAUGACUUUAUGGCAGCUAGAAAUGAGAUUGCACUUGACAUAGGAACUGUUCAAGAAGUCUUCGAAAGAAAUCAAGAAUGUGGUGCCUGCCACGAACCCCUGAAGUACGGGAGCCUGGUGGUAAUGGCCAGUAAACGCGGACAACUUUAUCACCCCGUGUGCUUUAAAUGUACACAUUGCGACGAAUUGCUCGUUGAUCUAGCGUAUUGUGUUCAUGACGAUACAUUGUACUGCGAGAGGCACUACGCCGAGGAGCUCAAGCCAAGAUGUGCAGCUUGUGAUGAGUUGAUUUUCAGUGGAGAAUACACAAAGGCGAUGAACAAGGAUUGGCACAGCGGCCACUUUUGCUGCUGGCAAUGCGACGAAUCUCUCACUGGACAACGGUAUGUACUACGAGACGAGCAUCCGUAUUGUAUCAAGUGUUACGAGAGCAUUUUUGCCAACGGAUGCGAAGAGUGCAACAAGAUCAUCGGCAUAGACUCAAAGGAUCUGUCGUACAAGGACAAGCACUGGCACGAGGCCUGCUUCCUCUGCCACAAGUGCAGGGUUUCCUUGGUGGACAAACAGUUUGGAAGCAAGGUCGACAAGAUCUACUGCGGCAAUUGCUAUGAUGCCCAAUUUGCAAGCCGUUGCGAUGGAUGUGGCGAGAUCUUCCGCGCUGGUACGAAGAAAAUGGAGUACAAGACCAGGCAGUGGCAUGAAAAGUGCUUCUGCUGCGUCGUAUGCAAGAACCCCAUCGGAUUAAAGAGCUUCAUCCCACGUGAGCAGGAGAUUUACUGCGCUGGCUGCUAUGAGGAUAAGUUUGCCACCCGUUGUGUCAAGUGUAACAAGAUUAUAACCAGCGGUGGUGUUACAUACAAAAACGAGCCGUGGCAUAGAGAUUGCUUUACUUGCACCCACUGCAACAAUUCUCUUGCUGGACAGCGAUUCACUUCGCGCGACGAUAAGCCCUACUGUGCCGAGUGCUUUGGCGAGCUAUUUGCCAAGAGGUGUACCUCCUGCGCAAAACCAAUUACUGGUAUCGGUGGCACUCGUUUCAUCUCAUUCGAGGACAGACACUGGCACAAUGAUUGCUUUAUCUGCGCUGGAUGCAAAACAUCAUUGGUUGGACGUGGUUUUAUAACCGAUGCCGAAGACAUUAUCUGCCCAGAGUGCGCCAAGGCAAAGCUCACGACCGAAUGAUUCAAUGAAAAACGAAAGAACAAAUUGCCCUCCCCCAACAUUAAAGAGUCAAAAAGCUUUUAAAUAUUAUUUCAUAAUCUCGCUACGAUUGAUAUUUGUUUGAUUAACUAUUCCUCACUCAUCUUCCUAGUGAAUUGACAGGAAAAUAAAGGAAAGAGGGGAGCAGUUGCUCCUCCAAUCGUAGCGAUAUUAGUCAUUUACUAUUGUAAUAGUCAUUUGUAAUUUCGACUUUUCCCUAUGACGUGUUAGAUGUGUAAUGUUAAUGCCUCGGCUGCAGCUCUAUCGGAGAGUGUCACGAGCAUUGUCUCGGAUAGAGCUGCGGUAGAUGGCUGUUGUAUUGACUAUUCAACGUGCGAUAAAUGAGCAGUCAUAAUAAUUCUCAUUAAAAGAUAAUAUGGGAGCUAAAAUCACCCGCAGAUGCCUUAAAAAGUAUAUAUAGACAAAAUAUAUAUAUCAAAAUGUCGAUGAGAGUGAGAUGUUGAUGAGAUUAGUGUGAUGUUGUUAAUUUAAAAUUUCCUCAUAUUUUUUUCCCUUAUUCUCUCCUAUUUUUAUCUCGUUUUCUUUGUUUUUUCUGCUUUUUUUGUAAUCGAAGAUCGUCAGGUGAUUCGAUCAGUACGAGUUAAAUCAAGUUUUGUUUUUUUUUUGCCGACGGCAAAAAAUACUGAGAUUUUAUACGCAACAAGAGACGAAAUAAUCUCGUUAUAUUUCUACUUGAUUGACUCAUUCACUCAUCGACGUGUGUUUUCCAUGAAAUUCGCGGCGUGCAUGCUUUAUCUCGUUUGAAAGAGAGAAAAUAAAAAUAAUUGCGUGAACAAUGCACCAUCAUAUACUUUUUUUAAAAUCUCUCAAUCAUGUUUAAAUGCAGCCACGGGAAUUUAUUUAUUAUGAUUUUGCUCAUUGUUUUUCAGUUUGUUUUUUUUUUCUUCGAAUGUGAUCACCAAUAGCAUUGGAAUAAUUCACGGUAAAAUCCCAGAGGAAAAUGAGUCGAAUUCCGAAAGAGGAAUGAUAUGAAAAUAUGAGAAAAAUAGGGGAUUUACCCGCUUCAAUGCACUACACACAGACACGGAAUUCAAUUAUAUCAUUGAAACAAUAAAUAUGGAUUUACGCACGAGUGAUCACUCGUUUCUCCAUCCCCUCCUCAUUCCUCCCCCCACAAUUCCUUUUCCUCUUUAUAGUACCAAUGAAAUUUGUGGCCUUAUUCAAAUAAUUAUACAAACACCGAACCCCGAGCAAACUAACGUUUUGAAUAAUAUUGUUAGUACGAAAUGUUAUCUGAAUUUGUAAUACAGGUGAAUUAAUAUAAAUAUUUAACGCAGAGUUAAUAAAAUCUGUUCUACCCCGUC
Molecule: messenger RNA, 4604 nt
Organism: Fopius arisanus
Lineage: Eukaryota; Metazoa; Arthropoda; Insecta; Hymenoptera; Braconidae
Gene: Lmpt
Product: Limpet
Exons: 10
Coding region: 109-3261 (1050 amino acids)
Cellular component (GO): Z disc; nucleus
Molecular function (GO): zinc ion binding; transcription coregulator activity
Source: RefSeq, a predicted model, not a curated record